Molecule: messenger RNA, 2014 nt
Organism: Habropoda laboriosa
Lineage: Eukaryota; Metazoa; Arthropoda; Insecta; Hymenoptera; Apidae
Gene: Dok
Product: docking protein 3
Exons: 3
Coding region: 329-2014 (561 amino acids)
Biological process (GO): positive regulation of MAPK cascade; cell surface receptor protein tyrosine kinase signaling pathway
Cellular component (GO): cytoplasm
Source: RefSeq, a predicted model, not a curated record
AUUCGCACGACACGUACACAUAAGAGCGCGCGAACCGAACGAUCUUUUUUCUCUCCCGGAAAUCUGGUCGACGUUGAACGUCGGGCUCGAAGCUUUUGUGAAAUGUCAAGCACCGUACAUUAUGAUGGGUUGAAUGUGUUCGGGAAAACUGUCAGACUGUUGGCGAACGAUAGAGCACGAGUCGAAAGCAGAGGCGAACCAGUGAGAGGAAUAGCACGGACGGGGAAAAGUGGGAGUGAAAGUGGAAAAAUUCGCUUUUUCGAAAUUACAAGGGGAACAAAGGCACGCUCUUAGUGACACGUUCAGCUGCUGAUGUUUCGCGGGAACGAUGGAGCCCGAGGAACCUCUGUUACAAGGGAUCCUGCUGUUACCACCGCAGGGAAUGUUAGGCCAACUCAAGAAAUCUUGGCAUAAGCGAUUCUGUCAGCUGUUUAGAACUAGUAACUAUGGGAUCAAACGUGUAGAAAUUUAUGAUAACCAGGAGGAGGCUGUAUUGCAGUUGCAUACUCCACGUAUCAUUACCUUAGACACAUGCAUCAAGAUUGCACCUAGCAACCAGUCACAUGUAUUUACAGUUGUGACUAAGUCAGGGAUCCAUUACUUUGGAUGUUAUUCAGAAUCUGAUAUGAGUCAUUGGAUUACUGCAUUUCAGCUAGUAGCAUUUAAAGAUAGUGUGUCUAAUCAGACAAUAGAAGAAAACAAUGACUUAUACUGUACCAGUGGAGAAGGAGUGUUUUCUGUCAAAGUUGUGGAAACAGAUGCAUCUAAACGUUGUGGCUUAGAAAGUAGGAACUAUACACUUGUUGUAGCUGCAGUUGAUAUUAAAUUAAUGGAUGGUGAUGUGGUUCUGUUCACUUGGCCAUAUCGGUAUAUCAGAAGAUAUGGUUACAAAGAUGGAAAGUUCAUUUUUGAAGCAGGAAGAAAGUGUGAAUCUGGAGAAGGCUCUUUUCGCUUAGAGCACGGUAGCCAGCAGGAGAUUUUUCGAUGCAUGUAUUCCAAGAUGAGAUCAAUGAAAAAAUUAAUGAACGAAGAAAGUACUCCAAGCAUUGAGUGCAAUGAUGCUCAGUACCAUGCAGCCUUAUCUAUGGAGGCCGGUUCCAGAGCAGCAUUACCCCCUUCUCCAAAUAGUUCUGGUAAUUUAAUUGACAUUGAUUUUUCACCGCAAAAUUCUCAAAAACAGUCGAGCUCCUCAUCAAACUUGGACACUAGCUUAUCCUCUAAACCUUCUUUAUCUCUUGUUAAACCAAAACCCGCAAAACCACCGCGAAAAUAUAUUUUCACGGGUUUAUUGGACAAGAAAAACGUAGAUCCCGAAAUAUCAGACUUACCUUCGUGCGGAGAAUAUAAGACAUUAAACAGAGAUAAUUCUCCAGAGUUAUCUCAGAAAACAAUAGGAAGCUCCAUACUUGAUGAUGAAGAGAGACACCCUUAUGAUUUAGUAGAAGUAAGAAAUGACGCUUGGAAAACGCAUGGUAUUGAUAAUAUACAUCACACAGAAAGACCAAACUCGUUGAUACAUAGCGACAAGGACAAAGAAAACGAGGAUGAUUUUCAAUAUGAAACAAUGAUGCCUGUUAUGUCGUCCCAAAGCUCGUCAAAGAGUAAGUCUAGUAUUACGGAUAAUCCAGUGACUUCGGCGACGAUGAACCAUAUGCCUUGUAAACCCAAUGACGAACCUGAUUACGAUAAGUUGGAGCAUUUCGGCUCUGCUACUAAAAUUAAUCAAAAGGGUACAUAUAAAUUCGGAAAUUUUAGCAGUGCUUCUCAAAAUUCACAUUCCAAUGUUUCCCUAAAUACUUCCGUAGUCGAUACUAAUACCGCAUGGUCUAAUUAUGAUAUUGUCGAAGAUAUGUCCGCUGUUAGGUUAGCAGAUGAUAGUCACCUUGGUUAUGGUGUUAUUAGAAAGAAAACGAAUCAUUCUGAAACUGGGUCUACCAACAGCAGUAUGGGUCCAAAGCAUAAAGUUUUUAAUAAUAGCGAAUAUGCAAUUGUAUCAAAACCAAAAAGGGUAUAA